GUGACGCCAAAGGCCCCUCUCUUCUGACCCUUUCUGGGAGUCAGGAAGGCCUUGAGGCGAAAGUGGCGAAGGUCCUCGAGGAGACGAGGCGGGAGGAUGAGCUCCACAGCGCGGGGUAUGCAGAAAGGCUCCGCCAGGCCCAGUGGCUGAAGCUUCGGCAGGCGAAGGAGGAACGAGCUGACCGGCAUUUGGCAAAGCUGGAGGCGCAGAAGAAGCAGGAAGAUGCCGAAGUUGCCCUGCUUCGGGUGGAAGGAGGAGCUUCUCAGGC
Molecule: messenger RNA, 268 nt
Organism: Symbiodinium necroappetens
Lineage: Eukaryota; Dinophyceae; Suessiales; Symbiodiniaceae
Source: the annotation of a GenBank genome assembly